GCGGCCUCAGAAGGAAAUAGAUAUAGAACCUCUCACGCUUUUUUUCUUACACAUUUUGCAGGUUGUGAAUGCUUCCUCAUUGGCAGGAAGUGCAUCAACGUGACCUUUUAGUGGUGGUUUGCUGUAGCGAUUCUGCAGUGAAGGCCCUGCACCAACUUGCUCUUGUAUUUUCUGAUCUGAGUUACUUCCAACAGGUUGUUGGUUUAUAGCUCCCUUGGCCAGAAGGGCCCAUGGUUCCAGGAAGUCCCCGCGUGACGAACCCUACACACCCCUGCACAGCCAGUUUGGCAUGUACACACCUGUGGUGGUGAUCGAGGAAGUGUGAAUGUUAGUACCAGCUUCAGGAGUGUUUUGCGUCAGUAGUAAGUUAAUUAUUUCACAGGACAGUUUGUUUCGAGGCUCUUGAACCAAGUACAUGAUUGGAUAUAGUCUGUAGAAGUGUCUGAUGCCAGGACAGUCAGUGAUCCAGAAGAAGGGGCGGAUAUUGGUGCAAAAUAGAAGAAUUUAACCAUGGCUCCACAUCCUGUCACGCAAGCCAUCAUUGAUCUGUCAGCUGGAGCAUGUGGUGGGAUUGCGUGUGUGUUAAGCGGGCAGCCCUUCGAUACAGCCAAGGUGAAAAUGCAGACUUUCCCCAGCUUGUACAGAGGCUUUGUCCACUGCUUCGUCUCAUUCUACAAACAGGUUGGACUGCGAGGGCUCUAUCGGGGCACUACACCUGCCCUCAUAGCCAACAUUGCUGAAAACACUGUGCUCUUUAUGAGUUACAGCUUCUGCAAGAAUGUUGUCCGCUUUGUUUCGGGAUUGGACAAAUGCACAGAUCUCAGUGAUGUUCAGAAGGCCUGCUCAGGCUCUGUUGCUUCUGUCUUCUCCUCUUUGGCGUCAUGCCCCACUGAACUGGUUAAAUGUCGGCUGCAGGCCAUGCAUGAAAUGGAGGCAUCCGGCAAGAUCGCCAGUGGACAGAAAAGCACAGUGUGGUCUGUUGUGAGAAAUGUGUUAUGGACAAAUGGUCCUCUGGGUUUCUAUCAGGGUCUCACCACCACUAUAGUCCGUGAGAUACCUGGAUACUUCUGUUUCUUUGGAGGAUAUGAACUCAGCCGCUCAAUGUUUGCCCACCAAAUGAGCAGAGAUAAAGAGCACAUAGGUGUUGUGCCAUUGAUGUUCAGUGGUGGUUUUGGCGGUGCCUGUCUGUGGUUGGUUGUGUACCCCAUAGACUGUGUGAAGUCUCGCAUCCAGGUUCUGUCUUUAUCCGGGAAACAGGAAGGCUUCCUCAAGACUCUUAUGGAGAUUUUACGAAAUGAGGGAGUGGCGCCUCUGUAUUCCGGUUUGACCCCAACUAUGAUCCGAACAUUUCCUGCCAAUGGAGCGCUUUUUUUAGCAUAUGAAGUCAGCCGCAAGAUAAUGAUGCAACAGUUUGAACAAUGAGUCUAGUCUGCAAGAUUCUCUGAAAGAUUCAAUUUUUAAGACCAAUGACCUAUCAUCCAUGUCUGCUGGUCACAU
Cyprinus carpio (common carp) is the source of this 1497-nucleotide messenger RNA. RefSeq names its product mitochondrial ornithine transporter 1-like. Lineage: Eukaryota; Metazoa; Chordata; Actinopteri; Cypriniformes; Cyprinidae. Gene Ontology annotation, molecular function: L-ornithine transmembrane transporter activity. Gene Ontology annotation, biological process: mitochondrial L-ornithine transmembrane transport. The record is from RefSeq and is a predicted model, not a curated record.